AUGUAUCCAAAAACGGUUUUUCAUUCGAGUUUUUCCUCGCCGCGAGAGAGACAAUUCGUCUUUACCGCGAAACACCCCAGUGGUCAGUUGUCUCUCAGGGCUGCUGCCAAGGCCUACGGGGUGAACAAGGACGCGCUCUCGCGACGUUUGAGCGGUGCUAUGGCCAUGGAUGCGAGGGUUGGCCCCGAGACUGUGCUGAGCAAGGCGGACGAUUAUGCGGUGGAAGAUGCGUUGAUCUACGCUUCUCGACACUUUCUGAGUUUCGGUCGGCAGCAGCUUAUAGAUGCGGUGCGAGUGCUCUGCCUCCACGGACGCCCGGUGCCCUGGGACCCAGAUAAGGGCCCGGGGCGCAGCUGGCUUGACGGCUUCAUGGCGAGGCACCCGGCGUUGUCGGAGCGAACAACUCACAUCUACGAGGCAAACCGGAUCAACGAAAACGAUGAGCCUCGGCUCAAAGAUGUCUACAAGGCAUGGGGAGCAUACGUCAUGGAGAACAAGCUCACAGCGGACCGCGUGCUCAACACGGAUGAGACAGUUGAGUUCUGGCAAGGUUCCACCCCGCAAGGAACGAAGGCGGGGAAGGCGUUCGCCUUGAAAGGCUCCAAGGUGCCGGGUACGAGGCGUGCGAACUCGAGGGAAAACACCACGAUCGUCUCCACCAUCGGCGCCGACGGCCACACCUACGACCCCACCAUUAUUUACAAGGGACAGCGCAUGCAACCGGAUUGGGUCGCCGACGACAACGGCAUCCCCGGUGCGAGGUACACCGUCACGGAGUCUUCCUUCAUCCAGAGCGACGUCUUCCUCAGCUACCUUCGGAACCUCCGCGAACAGCUCAACGCUCGUGGCUUGCAGGGCAAAGUUGCCCUUGUGCUUGAUGGCCACGCCUCGCACACGACCUUCGAAGCCAUCUCCUUGGCGAUUUCUCUGGACAUCGACCUCUUUCAGCUGCCGUCCCACACAUCGCACAUGACCCAGCCCUUGGACGUCGGUACGUUCGGAACCUUCAAGAAGCAGAUGACCAAGGUGCUCAAUGCCUACCCGCUUCAAAACGGAGGGAGGAGUCCGGGAAAGCGUGACAUGGCUGGUGUGAUUGGCAGGCAUGGGCCGGGAGUUUUACAUCUUCGAACGACAUCUCGUCAUUCAGAGGGGCGGGCCUAUGGCCGGUGGACAUGGAGAAGGCUAAGCGCGCGGAAAGGAAGGCAGCGAAGGAGGCCGACCGCGCGAACGGUGGAGGUCGUGGGCAGGUUGGCCGGCGGGCGGGCGGGCAGGGGGGCGGGCGGGCGUGCGGGCGGGACGGGGGGCGAGGCGGAAGGAGCAGCGGAGGGCCGAACGGGGGACGUGGUGGAGGGCGGGGAGAGAUGA
Messenger RNA from Ectocarpus sp. CCAP 1310/34, 1365 nucleotides. The record is from the annotation of a GenBank genome assembly. NCBI's taxonomy places the organism in Eukaryota, Phaeophyceae, Ectocarpales, Ectocarpaceae.